Ceratitis capitata (Mediterranean fruit fly) is the source of this 877-nucleotide messenger RNA. Its product is annotated as serine protease persephone. Gene Ontology annotation, biological process: proteolysis. Gene Ontology annotation, molecular function: serine-type endopeptidase activity. The record is from RefSeq and is a predicted model, not a curated record. The transcript is spliced from 4 exons. Bases 1 to 870 code for a protein of 289 amino acids. Lineage: Eukaryota; Metazoa; Arthropoda; Insecta; Diptera; Tephritidae.
AUGUGCUUAAUAAAAUACCGUUACAACGUUUGGGUGUCAAUAUUUGUUUCCAUAAUUUUUUGUCGUAUAGCAAAAGCCGAUCGUCCAGCAGUACGCGCAUGCAAGGACAUCGAAGAAGCUGCACAGACCCGCAAUUUAAGCCUACGGGGCGGUGCUAAAAUAAAGUACCCGCAUAUGGCGCUCAUUGUCAAUGAUUCCGGAAAAAUCACUUGUGGUGGUGUUUUAAUUGAUAAGCGUUUCGUGCUUACUGCUGGAUAUUGUGCAAGCAAUCAUUACCUGAGCCCUGUUAAAGUGAUUUUGGGUGUGAUCGACACAAAUGACACACAGCACUGGUCCUUGCAGGAGGAAGUGCCAAUUAAAUCCACUUAUUUCCAUCCAAAAUACCGAUCUUUCGCUCCUUACGAUAAUAUCGGUUUGAUAGAAUUAACGCGAGAUGUGAGUUACAGCGCAAGUGUCUUUCCAGCUUGUUUAAAUACCGAGCCUUCGAAUUUUACUCGCGACACUGAACUAAUUUUGGCAGCUUGGAAGAGCAGCCUUACAGAAGGCUCUAAAAAGCGAUUACAACUACUUUCGACAACGGUAAAACUGAUUCCCAAUACGGAAUGCAAUGAGUUCUAUGCUUCUGUUCCUCGGCUGAGAAACGGUAUCGAUAGCAGUUUGAUUUGUGCUUCUCCGCCGGUGGAAGAUCUUUGUCACCGCAGACCCGUUGGGGCUUUGCAGGUUGCUAGUGAUGCGUAUAAUAAAAUUUUUAGAGUUGUUGGCAUUGAUGCAUUUGGUCCUACCGUAUGUGGGACAACUAUACCAGAUACUUUUAUAAAUCUCACAGAGUAUUUGGAUUUUAUUGAAAGUGUUGUAUGGCCGAGUACUUAGACGCUCA